AUGGCUAUGACAGGUGGACGAGAAUGUACCCUUCAAGAAAAUGAUGCAGCUAAGGCCGAGGCCUCUGCUGGAUUUUUACCUGGGCAACCAGCAGAGCUACAAAGUCCAACAUUAACGAUUGAUGGAGUCUCAGCCAUGGAAACUGCAGACCUCCACCAUGCACCUCCUGCAUUCAUUGGCUCCAGUGAUGGAGAUUAUCCGCCCAUACGCAGCUUCGCCGACGCCAAGGUUAUAUGUUAUUUGGAGACCACAAAGCUUUGGAGGAUUGCAGGGCCAAUUGCCUUCAAUAUUUUGUGCAACUAUGGUAUUAAUUCCUUCACAAACAUCUUUGUUGGGCAUAUUGGAAAUGUGGAGCUCUCUGCUGUUGCAAUUUCUCUCUCUGUCAUUGCAAAUUUCUCCUUUGGCUUCCUGCUUGGUAUGGCAAGUGCACUUGAAACACUCUGUGGGCAGGCAUUUGGUGCUGGACAAGUAGACAUGCUAGGAGUUUACAUGCAGCGCUCAUGGCUAAUUCUAUUCGCCACCUGCUUCGCAUUGCUACCGCUUUACGUAUACUCUGCGCCGGUCCUAAAGCUGCUUGGCCAAGAAGAUGACAUUGCAGAUCUAGCUGGAAAAUUCUCUAUCCAGACCAUCCCUCAAAUGUUUUCCCUCGCCGUCAAUUUUCCAACUCAGAAGUUCUUGCAGGCACAGAGCAGGGUUCAGGUUCUGGCAUGGAUUGGCUUUGCAGCUCUUAUAAUACACAUAGGAAUUCUCUAUCUCUUCAUUAAAGUUUUCGGGUGGGGAACGAGCGGCGCUGCUGUUGCCUAUGAUAUCUCAGCCUGGGGGAUGGCAAUAGCUCAGGUGGUUUAUAUAGUUUAUUGGUGCAAUAAUGGCUGGAAGGGCUUGUCAUGGUUGGCCUUCAAGGAACUAUGGUCCUUUGCAAAACUCUCCAUUGCUUCAGCUGUUAUGCUUUGCCUAGAAAUUUGGUACUUCAUGACCAUAAUUGUUCUCACUGGACACCUUGAUAACCCUGUCAUUGCAGUUGGCUCCCUUUCAAUAUGCAUGAAUGUGAAUGGGUGGGAAGGCAUGCUGUUUAUUGGGAUCAAUGCAGCCAUAAGCGUUCGAGUCUCCAAUGAGCUCGGAUCAGCACAUCCUAGAGCUGCAAAAUACUCAGUCAUUAUCAUCAUCCUCGAGUCUCUCCUCAUUGGGCUAUUUUUCGCAGCGAUUAUCCUGGCAGCCAAGGAUCAUUUUGCUAUCAUCUUCACUGACAGCAAAGAGAUGCAACAAGCCGUUUCUCGUUUAGCAUUCCUUCUCAGUGUUACAAUGUUGCUUAAUAGCGUUCAGCCUGUUAUAUCAGGUGUUGCUGUUGGAGGAGGGUGGCAAGCUUUGGUGGCUUACAUAAAUUUGUUUUGUUAUUAUGUCAUUGGCCUACCUCUUGGGUUUCUUCUCGGUUACAAAACAAGUUUGAGAGUGGAGGGAAUUUGGAUUGGCAUGAUAUUUGGGACAUUACUGCAGACAAUUAUCCUCUUGUGCAUAGUUUAUAAGACCAACUGGAACAAAGAGGUAAAACAAGCCUUAGAAAGAAUGCGACAAUGGACUGGAGAAGAACUAGUUGAUCCUAGAAAAUGGAGUGGGCAAGAAAAUGGACGUCAAACUCAAACUAUAUAG
Messenger RNA from Prunus armeniaca (apricot), 1644 nucleotides. The record is from the annotation of a GenBank genome assembly. NCBI's taxonomy places the organism in Eukaryota, Viridiplantae, Streptophyta, Magnoliopsida, Rosales, Rosaceae.